AACAGAUCAAUCAGAUCAAGGAAAAAUAAACAGAAUUAUGAAGACAAAGACUAGCAUCUUCCAAUUUAUUGUAGCAUCUGUCCUUACUCUGCUCAUCAAUGACUCAUCAGCAGCAACACCUCCACCUCCAAUUAGCAAUUCUUCAACGUCUUGUAACAAAACCUGUGGAGGAAUCUCGAUCCCGUUCCCAUUCGGAAUUGGCGGGAAAGAUUGUUAUCUCAACGGUUGGUACGAGGUUAUCUGCAACACAACCACUUCCGAUUCUAACACAACUGUUCCUUUACUCUCUAUGAUCAAUCGGGAAGUGGUGAAUAUCUCUCUCCCAGACAGUAACGAACCAUACGGACUUGUUCAAAUCAAAGGUCCUGUGACAUCGUUGGGUUGUUCUAGUAAUACUAGUGAAGGACCCCAAAACUCGCUCCCGGUUUUGAAUGUCACAGGUAAGGGCAGCCCAUAUUUCCUGACCGACGAGAACCGUCUUGUGGCGGUUGGUUGUGGUAUAAAGGCAUUGAUGACAGAUACAGAAUCAGAGAUCUUGGGUUGUGAAUCGAGCUGCGAACACAGAAAGAGUGGUGAAGAAGUAACAAAUUUGAUCUGUACUGGUUACAGAUGCUGCCAGGCGAGGCUACCGGUGGGGCGUCCUCAGGCUAUAACCGUAAAUAUAGAGAACUCUAGUGGAGGAGAAGAAACGUGCAAAGUUGCGUUCUUGACGGACAAGAGGUAUUCGCCGUCUAAUGUUACAGAGCCAGAACAGUUUCAUAACAAUGGAUAUGUGGUGCUAGAGUUAGGAUGGUACUUUGCCACUUCGAACUCUCGCUUUAAGAGCCUCUUGGGUUGUACAAAUAUGAGCCGAAAAGGUUCUGGGUUCUCGGAUGAUAAUUGCAGUUGCGAGUAUGAUUACUUCUCCGGGAUGAGUUAUAGGAAUUGUUAUUGCGACUAUGGCUACACAGGGAACCCAUACCUUCGAGGUGGCUGCGUAGAUACUGAUUCAUGCGAAGGAAAUCACAACUGUGGGGAAGAUGCUCAUUGUGUUAACAUGCCUGGACCAAUGUCCAUGUGCAGGCCUAACCCCAAGAUAACCAAACCUACCAAACCCCCGGUGCUUCAAGGCAUUCUUAUAGGUUUGUCAGGAUUAGUAUUUUUUGUUGGGCUAUUCUGGCUAUUUAAACUCAUAAAGAAGCGAAGGAACAUCAACCGCAGCAAGAAGUUUUUCAAACGGAACGGAGGCUUGCUGUUGAAACAACAAUUAACUACAAAGGACGGAAAUGUAGAAAUGUCUAAGAUUUUCAGUUCAAAGGAGUUAAGAAAAGCCACUGAUAACUUCAGCAUAGAUAGAGUGCUUGGGCAAGGCGGUCAAGGCACUGUGUACAAAGGAAUGUUGGUAGAUGGGAGCAUCGUUGCGGUUAAAAGAUCCAAAGUUGUGGAUGAAGACAAAAUGGAAGAGUUUAUCAAUGAGAUUGUUCUUCUGUCACAAAUCAAUCACCGCAACAUUGUGAAACUCUUGGGAUGUUGCUUGGAGACAGAAGUUCCAAUCUUGGUGUACGAAUAUAUUCCCAAUGGAGAUCUGUUCAAGCGGCUUCAUGAUGAAUCUGAUGAUUACACCAUGACUUGGGAAGUGCGGCUUCGCAUAGCCAUAGAGAUAGCAGGAGCUCUUACAUACAUGCACUCAGCUGCAAGUUUUCCAAUAUUCCAUAGAGAUAUUAAGACUACCAAUAUCCUACUGGACGAGAAAUACCGAGCCAAAGUGUCUGACUUUGGAACUUCAAGAUCAGUAACCUUAGAUCAAACUCACUUGACAACAUUAGUUGCAGGAACUUUUGGUUACAUGGAUCCAGAGUACUUCUUGUCAAGCCAAUACACUCACAAGAGCGAUGUUUAUAGUUUCGGGGUCGUCUUGGUGGAGCUCAUAACCGGAGAAAAACCAUUGUCCCGUGUCCGGUCUGAAGAAGGUAGAGGCUUGGCAACUCAUUUCCUCGAGGCCAUGAAAGAGAACAGAGUGAUUGACAUAAUUGAUAUUCGGAUCAAAGACGAAAGCAAACUGGAGCAAGUAAUGGCGGUAGCAAAACUCGCCAGAAAAUGUCUUAACCGGAAAGGGAAGAACCGGCCAAACAUGAAAGAGGUUUCAAAUGAGCUAGAGAGGAUCCGUUCAUCACCCGAAGAUUUAGAUGUCCGUACCGAAAACGAAGACGAAGAAGAGGAUCAACCAAUGGCAAUCAACAACAAAAGAUGAUUCUUGAACCGCGUUCAUCAGAUUUUCUGAGAACAUCUGUAUAUAUACAAAAAAAAAACUAAUGCUCAUUUUGUUUGCUAGGAGGAGUAAUUAUAAUGCGUGUUAGUAAGUGUAAAAACCUCUGUACCACUAUUUUUUUUCUCUUCAAAAUCUAGGGUUUCCAAUGAAGAAAACAAAACGGACAAAGUAAAGAUUUGGGGAUCGUGAUUCGUAACGAUUUCGGAAGCUUCCUUGGUCACUUCGGCUGAUGAAAGAGAGAUUUGUGGGCCAGAUAACACUUUACGCGUCCAAGUUUUGAUUUCUUCAGAAAGUGGGACUCAAAGAGUUCAUGUCAGAUUGUCAGCUACCAGCUACCAACGUCACAUUACUUGCACACUUGUACAUUAGAAGACUAAUUCUGCCAAAUGUUCAUACGUCAUUGGUCAUAAUCCAAGAGAGUCAAACAUGAAAUUCGUUGACUCUUAAUAAG
Arabidopsis thaliana (thale cress) is the source of this 2699-nucleotide messenger RNA. RefSeq names its product wall associated kinase-like 1 (gene WAKL1). Bases 38 to 2230 code for a protein of 730 amino acids. NCBI's taxonomy places the organism in Eukaryota, Viridiplantae, Streptophyta, Magnoliopsida, Brassicales, Brassicaceae. The record is from RefSeq and is marked reviewed. Gene Ontology annotation, biological process: cell surface receptor signaling pathway. The transcript is spliced from 3 exons. Gene Ontology annotation, molecular function: protein serine kinase activity; protein kinase activity; ATP binding. Gene Ontology annotation, cellular component: membrane.